CAUCAUUUGUUUCUGUUUAACGAGCUUGCGUGCAGAAAACAUACGCGACACAAACACUGUAAGGUAAAACAUGGCGAGGUUAAGCGAGCAUGGGAUUCGUUUGAGUUCGAUGAGUCCUUCCUUCUUAAACAGCAACUCGACGAGUCACACCUGGCCGUUCAGCGCGGUGGCAGAGUUAAUAGACAAUGCAUCAGAUCCUGGUGUGACAGCUAAACAGAUCUGGAUAGAUGUAGCUGAAGAAUCUACUCACCUCUGUCUAACUUUCACUGACAAUGGCAGUGGCAUGACCCCCAACAAGCUGCACAAGAUGCUCAGCUUUGGUUUUACAGAAAAAGGUUCAGGUAAGGCCAGUCAACAGGCCAUCGGCGUGUAUGGGAACGGUUUCAAGUCUGGCUCCAUGCGUCUGGGCCGCGACGCGCUUAUCUUCACCAAGAAUGGCGGCUGCCAGACUGUGGGGAUGUUGUCUCAGACGUACCUGGAAAACAUCAAGGCUCAGGCUGUCAUCGUCCCCAUUGUACCAUUCAACCAGCAAACCAAGUCUCUGGUGGUGACCGAGGACUCAGAAGCCAGCUUAGCUGCCAUCCUCCAAAACUCCAUCAUCAGCUCCCAGGAGCAGAUGCAUGCUCACUUUGACUCCAUUCCCUCCAAAAAAGGCACCAAGAUUUUAAUCUGGAAUAUUCGCAGGGCCAAAGAUGGAAACCCAGAAAUCGACUUUGAGACUGAUGAGAGUGACUUCCGUUUGCCUGAGAUUCAGAUCGAGGAGCUGAAAAAGGGUCUGAGGAGCAGUGGGUCCCUGAGAGCCGAACAGAACAUCCCAGAUAUGCACUACAGUCUAAGAGCCUACCUCACUAUCUUGUACCUGAAGCCGAGGACACAGAUAAUACUGAGGGGGAAGAAGAUUCUGGCUAAACUGGUGUCAAAGAGGCUGAUGAACAUUGAACAUGACGUGUAUAAACCCCACUUCAGUAAGGAGAAGGUGAAGGUGAUGUUUGGGUUGAACCCAAAAAACAAAGACCACUACGGCAUCAUGAUGUACCACAAGAACCGGCUCAUUAAAGCCUACGAGAAAGUGGGCUGCCAACUGAAGACUUCAGGUCAAAGGUCAGGAGUCGGGGUCAUCGGGGUCAUCGAGUGUAACUUUCUCAAACCGGCUCACAACAAGCAAGACUUUGAAUACACCAAAGAGUACAGACUCACCCUGGGUGCAUUAGGCCUAAAACUCAACGACUACUGGAAAGAGGUGGCAGAGAGGAAGGCCAGAGAGCGAGAGUUUCAGGCUGUCGACAAAGAUGAAGACGAUGAAGAGCAUAGAGAUGAUAAGGCUCCUGUGUGGUUACAGUGUGAAGACUGCCUGAAGUGGCGAAACGUUCCUACAAGUCAUUACAAAGUGGUUCCUGAAAGCUGGAACUGCAGCCAGAACCCAAAUCCACGAUACAGAAGCUGCUCCUCUCCAGAGGAAGCAGACGACAGCGAGGAGCAGUUGACACCCAGUUACCAAAAAAACCUCAAGAAACAAGAUCUUCCAAAAAGCCGAAAAAGAGAAAAAUCAUUAGAGGUAUGUGGGUUUCAGGACCAAGGUGUGAAAUGUCAAAUCCUCUCACGCAGUUCAUCGGAGCCAAGCCAGCCCACCUUCCAAACCACAAACACACUUUCUCGCAAGAGCAGUGCAGACAGAUGCCACACGCAGGAAAUCACACCAGAACCAGAUCAGAGAAACUCAGAUCAGAUGGCAGAUUGCCAUACGGAAACUCAGACGCAUGGUGGUAAUGAGAAAACACAAGGUUCAGUCACAGCUGAGGCCUCAAGCCCAGGACAGAAAGCUGCAGGAGCUGACACGGUCUUUAAGUACCAGAAUCAAGCCGCGCCAAGAGAAACUGAUGAGGAAGAGAAUGAUGAAGAGACGGACACCAACAUGGAGGAGACGGAGAGAGAAGAUCACAACAUGAACUUCUUAAGCCUCAAAAGGAAACUGGGCUCUUUAUUCUCCUAUGUGAACAAGAAGCCAUGUCCCAUGGAGGAGCAACACCCUUCCUCUAAAAAUAUGGCAGAGGAUAGGAAUCCUGAGAAACAAGCAACUAAACUAGGGCAGACAAAGCAGGACAGCAGCAGGCGAGUGGAGAAAAGAGACAACACGGCACAGCGAGCCCCCACCAGCCUCCCCUGGACCCACUCGUUCCCCUCCACCCAGACUGUAAUGGUUUCUCCACUCAGUCGAAACGAGUGGUCAUGGAGCAGAUCAGGGCCUCCAGAACGGAGUGACAGAGAGGCCAACGUGCAGAAGCUGGUCGUGUUGGAGAAAGAGGCCCAGAGGCUUCGUAGGCUUUUAUGUCUGCAAGUCACAAAGAUAACUCAAGGCACGAUGACGGAGACUGAUAGCGGCGCCUGGAAUGAAAAAGUAGGGCUGAUGACGGCACCUGCAUCCAAAGAGAGCAGAGAGAUUGGCUGCCAGACGGACGAGGCUGAGAGCUCUUCGUCAUUCAGCAUCCCGGCUCAAGGACUUCAGGGUCUCAUGGACCAGGGUGAGAGAGCUGUAUGUGGGUCCGAGGAGCAGCCGGAGCAGAACAUAUCCGGGAUGGAAAAGACUGAAACUCUGAGCAGUAUCAGUGACAGCAAGUCCUAUGAAGACAACAGAUCUGCACAGGAGAACCUACAAGAUAUCCGAAACAACGUGGUGGCGCUCCUCACGGCCCUCCUGCCCCAGCUGGACCUGGCUGGCAUCAGUCUGGAGACCACCGAUGUGGACAACAUUCUGCAGCAGAUCAUAGAAGUCAACUCACUGAAGAUAUGAUCAGUUCCGUUAGAUGUCGUCUGUUAAAGUUUGAUGCUUUUAACAAUGUUUAUCCAGUGGGAUGCACAUUGAUAUCUAGGUUUUGUUGGUUGCGUACACUUUUUGUUAGCUUGUGGCAGUUUUUGGUCACAUCAUUUUAAAUGUUAUGUCAUUGGUGGUGCUUUUAAGAAAUUGCAUUGUGAGCCAUUGCUGUUGUGAUUUUGUACCGUUUGUUUUGCCUUUUUUUUUUUUUUUUUUUUACUAAUUACAUCAGUUUUACACCUCUGUCAAGAUUUGUACCCAUAUCCUUUAUAAACAUGACUUUUUAAGAUUGCAUUAAAAUACUGAAAACAUUAA
This is a messenger RNA of Labrus mixtus (cuckoo wrasse), 3124 nucleotides long. RefSeq lists its product as uncharacterized. Gene Ontology annotation, molecular function: ATP hydrolysis activity; zinc ion binding. The transcript has 17 exons. Gene Ontology annotation, cellular component: nucleoplasm; nucleus. The record is from RefSeq and is a predicted model, not a curated record. The coding region runs from base 71 to 2788 and encodes 905 amino acids. Lineage: Eukaryota; Metazoa; Chordata; Actinopteri; Labriformes; Labridae.